Molecule: messenger RNA, 1416 nt
Organism: Vigna umbellata (rice bean)
Lineage: Eukaryota; Viridiplantae; Streptophyta; Magnoliopsida; Fabales; Fabaceae
Product: DNA N(6)-methyladenine demethylase ALKBH1C-like
Biological process (GO): oxidative RNA demethylation
Cellular component (GO): cytoplasm
Molecular function (GO): ferrous iron binding; broad specificity oxidative DNA demethylase activity; oxidative RNA demethylase activity
Source: RefSeq, a predicted model, not a curated record
UUCCUCUUAAGUUACUAUUUCACUUUCAAUCUCCUCUGUCACCAAUCUGCAACCAUUUCUUUCUCCAAGUUCCAUUCAUGCUUUUGGGUUCGAACAAAAUGGGUAAAAUUGUCAAUUCGACCACCAAGUCUUCACCACGUGUUGCAGACUCUGCUGUCCUCAAAAGCCAUAUUGAAGCUGAUUAUGACAGUGAGAACUUUAUUAUGAUUGGUAGUGUUCCAGUCCCGCUGCCUAGAAAGAAAGUGAAGUUUUCACUCCCUUGGUCACCUAUUACUCGUUUUAAACCAAAAAAAAUCAGCAGGAGAACUCGUGCUGAUUUAGAAUCAGCCAUUCCUAAUGGACACAAAUGUAGUGUACCAAGCUCUAAUUUUGAAAAUUCUAACUCACCUAUUACAAAGGAAGUUGCGGAAGAUUCUAACUUGUCAAAUCCCCUCGAUGAAUCGCCUCAUAGCAAUCAAUGUUGGGCGAAGAAACCUGAUUCUGUCAAUAAACCUCAUAAUAGUGGCACCAAUUCAAACCAUGCUGCUGCAGUUGGUGGUCCCAUGUUUGAUUCUUCGGUUAACAAACCAGAGUUCAGACCAUUUGACAUUUGCUUUCGUGGAAGAAGACAUCAUUGUUUAACAAAAUCUGCUUUGCAUGGAGAAAACAAGGAAAGUAGAAUUGAGAUGUAUGAUGAAAGAUCAGAAGGGUGGGUGUUGGGGCCUGGGAUGGUUCUCUUGAAAAAUUUCAUAAGCCAUGAUGGACAGGUGGAGAUAGUGAGAAUUUGUCGUGAACUUGGUCUGGGUCCUGGAGGAUUCUAUCAACCAGGAUAUGCAAAUGGAGCGAAACUUCGGUUGAAGAUGAUGUGCCUUGGUAUGGAUUGGGAUCCUCAGACCUAUAAAUAUGGAACGAAACGGGUAUUUGACGGUAGCACCCCACCUAGUAUUCCCGAUCAAUUCAGUGAACUAGUUGCAAGAUCAAUCAAAAAAGCUCAAUCUCUCGCUAAAAUGGAAUAUGGAGUUCUUCAUGCGGAGGACAUUCUUCCUUCAAUGACUCCUGACAUCUGCAUAGUCAACUUUUAUACAAACAAUGGAAAACUUGGUCUUCAUCAAGAUCGUGAUGAAAGCAGAGAAAGUCUUCAGAAGGGAUUGCCUGUUGUAUCUUUCUCUAUUGGUGAUUCUGCAGAUUUUCUUUAUGGGGUUAGGAGGAAUGAAGAGGAGGCAGAGUGGGUAAUGUUAGAAUCCGGAGAUGUGCUGAUAUUUGGUGGUGAAUUUCGACAUAUUUUCCAUGGUGUGCCAUCAGUCUUACCAAAUUCAGCUCCGAAGGAAUUGCUCAGAGACUCUGGGCUUUCUCCUGGUCGACUCAAUCUUACAUUCAGACAAUAUUAAUGCAGUUUAUUAUCACUAGUUAUCAUUGUCUAGGUGAAUAUCACUUGUU